UGCCUCCCUCUGUUCCUGCCAGGCACGGCGUAAAUCUCAAACCUCCCCUUCGUUGCGCUCCUAUAAAUGCUUUAAAAAAUGUCUCCUCCCCUCGCUGAAAAAGACUCCACAACCGGCUUUCCACAGUGUGCAAUAGAGUCGUCAGGCUCUCGGGCAAGAAGGUCUGAGAAGAGGGCUGUCGCACGCUAAGGUCGUCACAUCCGGUUCCCGGUUACUAUGGUAACAGCUGCAGGCACAACUUCGUGACCUCUGACCUCCCCCCAAUUCCUUGUCCCACCUGGGCUUCCUUCCUCGCCUGCGCUUGCCCUGUGAUCUAUACACCUGCUUCUUCUCAUCCUUCCACCAGGAAUUUGGGUGCCAGCAGGGCGGUGCCCUGGAUACCUUGGACCGCUACCGCUCCUCAAGACCUCUGACCCUGCCCCAGUGUAACGCAGCAACUGGGCUCUAUUUCCCCGCGCGCAGUCUCGGUUUCCACUCUGGUCAAGGCCGGAGGCUGGGAAAGCAGCUCCGGCGUGUCCACGCUUCCCUCUCCCCUAGGUGGUAGGACCCGCCUCCCGCUCCACCGCCCCCUCCAGGUGAGUGGUAGCUUCUGCCAGGAGCGCAAGGUGGUGGUGACACGCAUCCCCCCUCUUCCGAGCGUGCGUUGGUAGCGUCCGUGACGAAGCCAGCCCGAUCCUCCCACGCGCGCCUCCUUCCUCGCGGCCACUGCACCCUUUCGGUGCCCCUGGCUCUCACGUGCGGGGAGCUCACCCCACAUCAUCUUGCCUAGCUCCAAGAGGGAAGUGACUGUAUUCCAUCCCCCUCUUCCUUCUUCCAGCCGGGCUACUGGGGCAAAUCGGCCGGGCCCGCCCGCUUACGUCACCUUCUAGCCCCGCCCCCUCGAGGGUCCCGGGCCCUUGCGGCGGGGGCUGCCCGUGGAGGGUGUAGUCAGUUGAGGCGGCGGGAGCUCGGCGGAGUAGAGGGCCAGGUGACUGGUCCGGGCCAUGCCGAGGAAGAAGCCCUUCAGCGUGAAGCAGAAGAAGAAGCAGUUGCAGGACAAGCGGGAGCGGAAGCGAGGGCUUCAAGAUGGGCUGCGAUCCAGUUCCAACAGCCGCAGCGGGAGCCGAGAGCGGAGGGAGGAGCAGACUGACACCUCGGACGGGGAGUCUGUGACCCAUCACUUCCGUAGGCUCAACCAGCAGCCUUCCCAGGGGCUGGGUCCUCGAGUCUAUGACCCAAAUCGAUACCGGCUGCAUUUUGAGCGGGACAGCCGGGAGGAGGUGGAGAGGAGAAAGAAAACAGCUCGGGAGCAAGUGCUGCAGCCGGUCAGUGCCGAAGUGCUGGAGCUGGACAUCCGGGAGGUCUAUCAACCUGGCUCAGUCCUGGACUUUCCCCGACGUCCUCCUUGGAGCUAUGAGAUGUCCAAGGAGCAACUAAUGAGCCAGGAGGAACGGAGCUUCCAGGAGUAUCUUGGGAAGAUUCAUGGGGCUUACACCUCGGAGAAACUCAGCUACUUUGAGCACAAUCUGGAGACGUGGAGGCAGCUGUGGCGAGUUUUAGAGAUGUCUGACAUUGUCUUGCUUAUCACUGAUAUCCGACAUCCAGUUGUGAAUUUUCCACCAGCACUUUACGAGUACGUGACUGGAGAACUUGGGCUGGGCCUGGUGCUGGUCCUGAACAAGGUGGAUCUGGCCCCACCGGCUCUUGCAGUUGCCUGGAAGCAUUAUUUCCACCAACACUUUCCCCAGCUCCACGUCGUCCUUUUCACCUCUUUCCCUCGGGACCCCUGCACCCCACAGGAUCCUAGUAGUGUCUUGAAGAAGAGUCGGAGGCGGGGAAGAGGAUGGACUCGGGCCCUGGGGCCGGAGCAGUUGCUGAGAGCUUGUGAAGCCAUUACUGCGGGGAAAGUGGACUUGAGCAGCUGGCGGGAGAAGAUUGCCCGGGAUGUGGCUGGGGCCACCUGGGGGAAUGGCUCUGGUGAGGAGGAAGAAGAGGAUGAUGGGCCCGUGGUGCUGGUGGAGCAGCAGACCGACUCGGCGAUGGAGCCAGCUGGCCCAGCCCGGGAGCGCUACAAGGAUGGGGUGGUGACCAUUGGCUGUGUGGGUUUCCCCAAUGUGGGUAAGUCCUCGCUGAUCAAUGGGCUGGUAGGGCGGAAGGUCGUAAGUGUCUCCAGAACCCCGGGCCACACGCGAUACUUUCAGACCUACUUUCUCACGCCCUCUGUGAAGCUCUGUGACUGCCCGGGCCUCAUAUUUCCCUCCCUUCUACCCAAGCAAUUACAGGUUCUGGCGGGGAUCUACCCCAUCGCCCAGAUCCAGGAGCCGUAUACUGCAGUGGGCUACCUGGCCUCCCGAAUCCCUGUGCAGGCCCUGCUCCACCUGCGCCACCCCGAGGCCAAGGACCCCUCGGCAGAGCACCCCUGGUGUGCCUGGGACAUCUGCGAAGCCUGGGCAGAGAAACGUGGUUACAAGACAGCCAAGGCUGCGCGGAAUGAUGUGUACAGAGCGGCCAACAGCCUCCUGCGGCUGGCGCUGGAUGGCCGCCUUAGCCUGUGCUUUCAUCCCCCGGGCUACAGCGAACAGAAAGGCACCUGGGAGUCCCAUCCAGAGACCACGGAGCUGGUGGUUUUGCAGGGUCGGGUGGGGCCAGCAGGUGAUGAGGAGGAAGAGGAGGAGGAGGAGGAGGAAGAGCUGAGCAGCUCCUGUGAGGAGGAGGGAGAGGAGGACCGGGAUGCAGAUGAGGAGGGGGAGGGGGAUGAGGACACCCCAACCUCAGCUCCAGGGUCCAGCCUGGCCUCGAGGAACCCUUAUUCCCUUUUGGGGGAGGACGAGUGCUGAGGCCCUGCCCUGCGCCAUCUCCCUCACCCAGUGUCUUUGCUUUUGGACUGACCUGGGAGUAUUUCUCCUCUGCCACCCUAAUUGUGAAUAAAGAUUGUCUGCUUUGUAGCCCCUUC
Molecule: messenger RNA, 2932 nt
Organism: Hipposideros armiger (great roundleaf bat)
Lineage: Eukaryota; Metazoa; Chordata; Mammalia; Chiroptera; Hipposideridae
Gene: GNL1
Product: G protein nucleolar 1
Exons: 12
Coding region: 984-2816 (610 amino acids)
Molecular function (GO): GTP binding; GTPase activity
Source: RefSeq, a predicted model, not a curated record